AUGGAUAACACUGUAGCCCCAGUCAAUGGUGAUGAUCAUCAGAACACCUCUGUCAAAACACAACCUUCCAAGGGUCCCUGGAAAUCCGCCAUUUUCAUUAUCUUUGUGGAAGUGGCUGAGAGAUUCGCCUACUAUGGAGUCUCGGGGAAUCUCAUCACCUACCUGACUAAUGGUCUAAUUCUGCUGACUGUAUCAGUAUCAUCAACUCCAAUAGAACACAGCAGAGCAUUUUUCUUUGUAGCACUUUACAUAUUGACAGUUGGCGAAGGUGGGCACAAGCCAUGUGUCCAAACUUUUGCCGCAGAUCAAUUUGACGAGAAUUUUCCCGAGGAAAAGGCGGCCAAGAGUUCAUUUUUCAACUGGUGGUACUUGGGGAUCGUGUGCGGCGCCACAGCGGCGGUGCUGGUGGUGAUCUAUGUACAGGACUAUGUGGGGUGGGCUGUUGGAUUCGGAAUGCCGGCAGUUGCUGUGGCUAUUGCUCUUGCAAUAUUUUUGUUGGGUAUUGGAACAUAUCGAAAACAAGCGCCGGUUGGGAGCCCUUUUACUAGGGUGGCGCAAGUGGUGGUUGCCGCCACAAGGAAGUGGCGCUUGUCGGAGGCGAAUGGUGGUCAUGGCAUUUGUUAUGAAGAUGAGAGUAUAGAGAUUGGAGUGGAUGGUCGAGCCAGGGUCCGGACUUUGGCACGUACUAGUCAAUUCAGGUAA
Messenger RNA from Ilex paraguariensis (yerba mate), 702 nucleotides. Lineage: Eukaryota; Viridiplantae; Streptophyta; Magnoliopsida; Aquifoliales; Aquifoliaceae. The record is from the annotation of a GenBank genome assembly.